Molecule: messenger RNA, 4131 nt
Organism: Cydia splendana
Lineage: Eukaryota; Metazoa; Arthropoda; Insecta; Lepidoptera; Tortricidae
Exons: 10
Coding region: 519-2417 (632 amino acids)
Biological process (GO): positive regulation of neuron migration; neuron projection morphogenesis
Cellular component (GO): axonal growth cone; cytoplasm; cell leading edge
Source: RefSeq, a predicted model, not a curated record
GACUUCAUAGGUAAACAAAACUAGUUUUCGUCGAAUUGAUGAUUAAAUUCGUUAAAACUACAAAUAUUCCAAUUGCAUAAUAUCUAAACGUAAAUUAUAAUAUACUAUGAUAACAUAAUCAGCACCUAUCGUGCUCAUGCAAGAUUACGAUGAUUAAUUUCUACUAAAUUCUAUGACGAGACUACGAAGGCUCGAGUACCACAUAUGAGGCAAGCGACUAAUGUAAACAAUGAACAUAAACCCCGCUACUGUGACUCACAAAGACGAUGUUUCAUUAUCAUAUCACAAGCACAAGUUAACUUUAGUUGCACUCUGACACUCAACGCCGUUCUACGCUUUUACAAUUUCUCUCAUUACAGAACGACUAUACUAUCAACGUGAGACCGCGGUAUUUUCCUCAACGGGAACAAAGAGCUUCGUCAAUUAAUUUAGUGUUCCGCCAGCCUGUUGAUCGGGCCACGUGAAUGCAUACGUGAUGCGAGGCGAGCGUUCGUUCGCGGUAAAAAUCGAAUGCAAAAAUGAUUAAAAGGAACGGUGAUAAUGUAUUUGCGAUCGCGAGCAACAGCCCGUGUGCGGUGCGGAGCGCUGUCUCGCUCUGUCCGGGAGGCGGCGCGGCCACGAGGAUACCGCGCGCGACAGCGGCCAGGAUGACGCCGCCCGACGCGCACCACACCAAGGAAGCGAAUAUUGUUGCUGCAACUUACGUUGAAAAGUGGAAAAACCGAUAUGAAGAAUCCGAAAGAAAACACAAAUCCAGCCUACUCAAAUCCGAAAAAGCCAAACGCGAACAUGAAGACCUCCAGCGCCGCUUCAACCUGCUCUCGGACGAGCGCGCCCGCCUCGCGGGUUCACUCGCGGAGCGCGAGCGGGAACUCUCGGCGCUGCGAGACGUGUCCGAGAAGCUGUUCCAGGAGUACCAGCAGCUGCAGAACCAGAGGGAGGUGGACGAGCAGGUCAUGCAGAAGGUAAUGCAACAAGCUGGCGAAUGGUACAAACAAAACAAGCAACUGAAACGGCGGAGCCAGGCCAUCCUACACGCUCUGCCUGCGCAUGCCGAAAUCGACUUUACAGACUCCAACUCCACCGCUUCAGACACGAGCAGCAAUGAAGAGGUGGAGUUCCUAAAGCAGACCGUCUCUGACCUCAGCAAGCAAGUGGCUUCACUACAAGCUGAAUUAAGCGCGGCUCGAUUACAAGAGUUCGAGGCUCAUGAGUCUACCGCUGCACUUGCUCAGGAGCUAGACGCCGAGAAAGAGAAGACAGCUGCACAAGAGAAAGAGCUAGAAGAACUUAAGAGCCAGAUCGAGCGGCACCACAGAGUCUCCAAACUGUUGAUGGAAGAAGUGACAGCACUCAAAGAUCAUGCUGAUAAAGACAGAGAAAUGGCUGAAACCUACAAAUCGGAAGCCCGAGACGCCAAGAAGCGCGUUAAAGUGCUCACACACCAGAGCACCCUGCUCAUGGGAGAACUGGAGUUGGAUGAGAGACUGAACAUGCUCCUGGGGGAGGUGGACAGCUUAAGAGACGCGUUGGAACAGCAGGCGGUGAGACAUCGCGACCAGAUUGAAGACUUGCAGUUGAAACUAGCAGAAAAACACGAGGACACAGACAUUCUUUUAUGGGAAGAGAAGAUCAGACUAGCAGAAGAAGACGCGAGAAAAGCUGUGGAACGAGCAGAAAUAGCAGAAAGGAAACUUGCCGAAGAACGGAAUACAGUUGAUCAGAAAUUAGCAGAAGAAAGGAAGAUAGUAGAAGAAAGGAAGAUAGUAGAACAGAAGUUAGCAGAAGAAAGGAAGAUAGAACACAAGUUAGUAGAAGAACGAAACGGGAAGAAGUUAGAAGAACAAGUAGUAGAAGAUAGGAGGGAAGUGAGAAUUUCGCCGCCGAAGAAGGGUAGUCUAAUGUCGAGAAUUAGUUACUUUGAAGGUGGACCGAAAAGGGAAGAUAAGAGAGAAGAGCACCACCACCACCUCCCUCUCUUCCCGCUGUCCCGGCGUCUCCCACCCCCUCCCCUCCCCCCGCGCCAGUGUUCUCCCCCCCCGCCCCCUCCCAGCAUCCCCCCUCCCCCCACAGCGUUACCCCCUCCACCUCCACCUCCACCUCCGCCGCCGCCGCCGCCGCCAGCACCGGCAGUAUUCGUACCGACAGGGGGAAGUGACAUGGCGCAUAUGUUGGCCAGUAAGCAGGGUAACUUGAAGAAGAGCGUGCAGAAUGGAGGUGAUCCAGCGAUAGACUCAAUCGUGGACCAGAUUAAAGGCGGCAACUUCACCCUGCGGCGCCGCGACCAGAACUUCCUCGAGAAGAAACCCAAGGAGGAGCAACCUGAGGCCGUGAAGGAGAUGUUGGCUAUACUGGGAACGUUGAGGAAGAGGAGAGUUCAUAGACCGAGUUUGGUAGGGGUUGGGGAACAAGCAUGACAAGACAGUAUGAAGGAGGAGAUUAAGAAAAAACCUAAUUUAGCUUUUACCAUAGACUAAAGUCUUCCGGCGACCACGGCUUGUCAAUUAUUAAAGAUACAUCAUUAUUUAUAAGUACAUUAUUUACUUUCUAUUCGUCACAAUCUCAACUAGGAUACUAAAUUGUUAUUUAUGACACUUUCAUUGUAGACGAAAUUUAACUACAUUCGUGGUUUUUCACGUUAAUACGAGUUAAAAGGGAUUUAUAUUAUUUUUAAAUUGUUGGUAAGUAUUUUAUAUAAAUAUUGCCAAAUAACAAAAUGUUGCCAUUAAAAUACAUAUUUAUUCCAACAAGACAUGACAUUAUUUGUAUUUUAUAUGAAUUGUAAAGACAUUUUUGAUAAAAAUUUAUGCAUUUAGCCAGUUUUAGGCUGUUUUGAACAUUCUGAACGCUAUUGCUUCGCCAUUAAGGCUCAAUUUAGCUUGCAUUUUAUAUCUACUUUUAUUAUUUUAAAAGUAGAAUUUAGAUUGAAAUUAAAUCAAUGCCAACAUUUUUGUUGGACGUUUUACUAUUUAUGACAUUUCCUAUUUAAUUAUACUAAUAUUAUUAUUUAGUCUCAUAUUUUCAUAAAUAAAAAAGAAUUCCAUAAGUUGAACGUUUUUCUGUCGAAAUAAAUAUUUUCGUAUUUUUAUGUAUUUUCUAUACAUUGACAUAUCAUAUAACACUAUAAACUCUCGCGUUUUGUACACAUAUUUAAUUACACAAACGGGUCUACCGCGAUAUAAUUUCAUUGUUUUUACCUUAAGUUCCGACGUUUCAGCUGAGCGUUCGUUUGAGGUAAAAACAAUGAAAUUAUAUCGCGGUAGACCCGUUUGUGUAAUUAAAUAUAUUGACAUAUCAUGUUAAAAAUCUGAAUUUAAUAUCGGAGUUUCUAUUUAAAUAUAUGUUUCUUUUUGAUUGGUAUAUAAAUGAGACUUAACUAUUAAAUAAGUGAUAUUGAUCUGAAUACUCUAUAGAUCAUUAGUUGUUAUUGUUAAGUAAUUUAAGUAUACGUUAGUUAUAAGUAUAGUUACGUUGUAAAUUAAAUAUUAUAGUGAUAGGAGUAUAACUUAUUAGUAACAAGUCAAGAAAAAUCAUAACAAUUAUUGAUUUUCAUUCGGAAAAUUUCCAAAAUGACGAAAUUGCCACAUAAAAAAUUUUUGAAUCUUAUAUUCUGUAUGGGGAUCGAAAUUUCCGUUUCCAAAAUGAAAUUUCGCUGAGAAUUUUGGGAAAUUUUUCAACUUUUUAGUUGAGGAUAAAGAAGCCAAAUUUUUGGAUGUGUUAAAAAUAUAUAUUGACUUGUUAGUAAUAUUUUUUUAUGAAAUCCGAUUAUUUAAGCAACCAGACAAAAUCAAAUAUGUUUAAUAUUCUUAUUUUAAUGCCAGUAGAUAGGGAAAUAUUUCUAAAUUUUUUGACAUGUUUACUAAAACACAAGUUACCUUUGGUGCCAUUUCUGUCAAAUUAAAAUAAGACGAAGUAUUAUUAUUUAAGCUCUGUUUUCAUAUAACAGAUACUAAAAUGAUAGUUUAAUUAACCAAUUUAUAAAACUUUUCCUCCAAAUUUGCAUUAACAAGACAUUGGUUCGAAGAAGAGGGUAAUUAAAUUGUUAUUUUAGUAUUUAGGAUUUUGAAACAAGGUUUAUGUGUUAAGAGUAUUUUUGAACUUUUAUUAAAAUAAACGAUGUAUCGAUAAUAA